UAAGUAGAUGUGUGAGACGGUGACGGAGAUAAUAAAAACAGUAUGAAGUUAGUAGAAGAAGAACAUGAAUCGAGCGUGCGAGAUGUACUAGUGGACCUGUGCUGCGGUAAAAUCUUUCGACGCAUGACUCGGCGCCAGGAGGGAGAGCCCGAAACAUUUUUGAUGUAGCAGCAGCACAAAAGUUAACAUCUUCCCCCACCUGAACCAAAAAAAUGACCAAGAACAAGAAUACUAUUGACGGGAUCGAACAAUAAUUCGUAGCACAUCUUCACCAGAACUAGAAGCAGGAGAAGCACAAGGCGCGUCUUCUAUCACGUCUUACUUCACAGCCAGCACUUCUUUGGAGAAUGGAUCAUACAGAACAGCCGGUCCCUGAGCAACCUUAAGUAACAAAACUUCGCGAUCUUCUCAUUUGAAUAAUUCUUCUUCGGGGUGGAUGGCCACACACAAACCAUCAGCCGCGAACGCUAGAUGUCGGGAUAUCGGGUGAGCAAGCGUUUUGGAAUAGGAAACUGCGUUGUGUACGCACGACAGUGAGUAGAUGGCUUUUACGACCAGGACUACGUGUAUUUUUUCCAAAAAAUUAUAAUAAUUUAAAUCAAAAAAUUAAAUAAAAAUGAACGAAGCUACAACUUGCUCGACUUCUUUCUGGUCAUGAGUUUACCACUAGAAUCAAAACUGACAUCACUCAAAUCAAAACCUCGCCUCUCGGCCUACAGAAUCAAAACUGACAUUACUGAACCUCAAGCACAACGACAUGGAAGAUGACAAUCACCACAACUACUUCAGGCACAUCCUUCAUCUGGGCCACUCGACCUGUUUGCAACACGCGCUGCGAUUUCCGACGUGAACUUCUGUAGCAGCACCCAAACCCGAUGAUUUGUCUUUCCUGCUACGCCACCGAAGGGAAGCAGAAGCGGGGCACGAAAGUGGAGAUGUGGAGAUCGAGUGCCGAUAUGCUUGUCUCACUACUUGAGCAGGCGUAUUUUUUUACUGUUUGUCAGUACUUGAGCUUCAUCGAGGCUGAACACUUGAACUAGACCUACCGGGACAGGAAGCCGCCACUGUCCACGGCCUUGCUUGCAUGAAAUCCCCGAUGGCUACUGUAUGUGUUGUGGCGCAAUGAUCCAGCGGUCAGCGUCAAGCGUUUCAUGGUGGUCAUCAGCACUUUGCUGAUUGUCCAUGCACAGCAUCAUCUUGCCAUGAAGAAGUCCACGGGGGGGGGGGCGUUGUCGGGGGCAGGCCGCCGCCUGCUGCUGCUGCAGCGCUUUUUUCAGCGGCAACGGACCCAAAGUUCUGGGGCCCGUUGCUGAAAGUGGGAUCUGGAGCGAAUUUCUCGGCGUAGCCCGAAAGGCCCGCCCGAAACCCCAAUCGCGAUGACUUGUUUGCUUCGUUGCAAGAACUUAAGGCCAGAAUAGGCCACAGCUUUAAGCCUUUGCAGCCAGCACGCAGUAAAUUGCUGCGUGUUGGCUGCAAAGAUUUACACUUGCGAACAAAUUCGCAAUCAUACCAUGGCCUUUUGUGAGUACGCAGAAGCGCGCGCAUUCGUCACGCCUUACCAAGUCCUUCGCUUCUCAGCCACGGCCUUGGGUCUUCUUCAUCUCAGCGCGGCGCCUUCAAGCACCUUCGUCGAAACAACGAAGGCGUUUGGAAGUGCCGUGAUGUUCGCGGAAAAAAAAUCAUUUUUAUCGCAGAAAAAUGCUACUUUGCGUGGGGGCCCGACCAGAUUGUAGUCGGAGAAGCUGGUCGAGAAGCUGGUGGAGAAGCUGGUAGAGAAGCUGGUAGGAUGGAAGGCGACACUCCUAACAGCUUCUUUGCCAGCUCUCGCCAGCUCUUCGCUUUGGCGACCUAGCUAGCUUGUGCGCGCAACGAUCCGCCUCGGGCGAUAAAGGAAAUGGCGAGCGUGCCGUUUGGAAACUGCCCACAAGUGCGAACCUCUGCAGCCCGCACGCACUAGCUUCCUGCGUGCUGGCUGCAAAAAAACCUGCUUGUGUGUAUUUGGCAUCCGCUUGUCAUUUGUGGAUAUUUUGCCUUCUCCGGUGCGUUCUCUUCCACUGGCCCAACCUCUGGCCGAGCCCCUGGCCGCCCAACCUCACUUGUGCCUACCCUAUGAUCACACAGCCUCUUGCUCCACCUCCGGCGCCGCGCCAGGCGGAACCUCGGGCCCCGCGCCUGGCCCGGCCUCUGGCCGGCCAAGUCUAUCUCUGGCCGAGCCCCGCCUGUCCUAGCCGGCUCGGCCUAUCUCGGGCCCGGCCUCUGGCCCAACGAGGAGCCGCCGCCCCGGGGGAUCGGGCUUCUGAGCCGCGGCACCUUCGGCACCAGCUUCGGCACCAGCUUCGGCACCAACUUCGGCACCAGCUUCGCAACCAACCUCAACACCGGCUUUUUUCCAACUUUUCGCUAACUUUUUUUGUCCUUAUCCUACCCCCUAGGCACAUUUGCACAGGAUAUCGUCAGCACUUUGCUGAUUGUCCAUGCACAGCAUCAUCUUUGAUGUUUGUCACUAAUUAUGCAGAAACUGACAAAGAUGAACAGCAACAGUCGACAUCGGCAACAUGUAGGAAUAAAGUAAAAGAAAAAAAGCCCGAGCUUGAUAUUUCAUGCUUACAACUGUGGAGGUCUCUCUAAAACUAAAACAGGACCACGGACACUCCUCUUGACUCCCCAGAUGCCUCGGUAACAAGAUUAGAUAGGAAUUCACUGCGGCCUCUAGCGGGUUGUUGACAUGUACCUGCGAGACCACUAGACAAGAAGGACUGCUAAAGCGUUUCUGUGAUGGAGAUCAUCGUUGCCG
This is a messenger RNA of Amoebophrya sp. A120, 2794 nucleotides long. The record is from the annotation of a GenBank genome assembly. Lineage: Eukaryota; Dinophyceae; Syndiniales; Amoebophryaceae.